Messenger RNA from Frankliniella occidentalis (western flower thrips), 2581 nucleotides. RefSeq lists its product as uncharacterized. The record is from RefSeq and is a predicted model, not a curated record. Bases 1 to 1560 code for a protein of 519 amino acids. The transcript is spliced from 6 exons. NCBI's taxonomy places the organism in Eukaryota, Metazoa, Arthropoda, Insecta, Thysanoptera, Thripidae.
AUGGAUUCCUUUGAGAUUGCCGGCUCCGUCUUUGAUGCGCCCGUGUGCCGCAGCGCCGUGCCCGUCGUGGUGGGCGCGUCGCUGGACGAGACGGUGCGCGUGCACUGUGCAGUGGACGCGGACCCCAAGGACGUCCGCUUCACGUGGCGCCUCACCAACAACGCCGACACGUUCGAGGUGUCGCCGCAGAAGACCGGGCCGCACAAUGCCACCACUUCGGAGCUGCGGUACCAGCCAGAGUCGGACAAGGACUACGGCACGCUCACCUGCUGGGGCCGCAACAGCGUUGGCGGCCAGAGCGACCCCUGCGUCUUCAGGGUCAUCCCCGCCAUGCGGCCCAGCCCUGUGCACAACUGCACGUUGCGCUCGGCGGCUGCGUCCAACGGCUCGUCGCUGCAGCUGCUGGCGCCCGUGCCGGCGUCGGGCACGAGCAACGCGCUGGGCGGCCACCAAGGCGGCGGCCUCGACACGCCACCGCCCGGCUCGGGCGUCCUGGACGUAGAGUGCAUGGCUGGGCCUGACGGCGGCCUGCAGCAGACGUUCCACCUCGAGGCCUACGAGUCGCGUACGAUGCGCCUGCGCUACAACGUCUCCGCCCCGGAGCCCGCUUUCCGCCUUGACCCCGGGCAGCUGCUCCCCGCGCGCACGCCCACCCUGCACCUCGUGCUGUACGCCAGCAACGCGAAGGGCCGCAGCCAGCCGCUCGCCAUGGACGGCAUCCCCCUCCGCACCCGCGAGAGACACAUCGACUACAUCGGCGACGAGGACAGUCUCUCUCCGCCAGUGAUGUACACCCUUGUGGUGACAGCUGCGCUCCUUUUACUCGCUGGCCUGGUCAUCCUGUGCCUUGCCUACCGGCGGCGCCAGGACGGCGCCCCCACAGUGGGCGUUGUUAAGGGCGGGCGCAACCAACUCGACAUCAAGCACGACCAGUGCUACGUCGUCUCGUACACGCUCAAAUCGGCAGCAGAUUGCACCGAAAGAAAGCCGGACAUUCUAGAGACCCCGCGAGGAAAUGAGACCAAAGCGGACCUUGACGGAUUCGGCCCGACUCGGCCCGACUCAUUGUUCGGGGUCUCUAGUUCGGCGUCUGGCAUCGGCCUGGGCCCGGCUGGCAGCCUCGGCUCAGCUCUUGGGUCGGGGAUCGGCUCGGGGCCCGGGCCAGGAGUGACCGUCUCUGGUUCCGGCUCCAGUGGAUUGGGUCCAACGGCGUCGGCCAGCAACAGCAGCUUCCCCUACCCUGCGCCCAGCAGAGAGCACCCGAGGGAGCACACCAUAUCACACAUGUCAUCUUCGCCGGGGAUUACGUCACCCCUGUCCGGGACCGCACCAGGGCUGGGUCUCCUGGCUGCCUGCGCGCCGGGGCAGGGGCCUGGGCCCGGCAGCGGCAGCCGGUUCGGCAACCACGUCGACGGCAUCGUGGGCAACGGGACCCUGAGGAGAACACCGAAGGAACCCUUACGGGACGCGCCGCCCCCGCCGCCUCUUCGUGAUUUGCUGACCCCGCACAAGGACCGACACUUAGCUGACUCUAUCCCCGGGCCAGAGAGCUGUGUCUGAUUCACUGAGAAAUCAGUGGCAAAGUGUGGUCUUUUCUACAGUGCCUACGGUGCGAAUCGUGGUGACAGAGCCACUGUAACAUGUACCUGGGAGUUGUCCACAAAUAUAUCCAUGAUUUUGGAUACUUUCACAAAUUAAAUUUAGUUGGACGGUCAGUAUUGAAUUUCUGAUGUAGUUGUAUAAUUGUAAAAAUGUUUUGGUCGUCUAAUUAAAAUUAAUUUGUUUGAACUGCUGACGGAUACUAUGUUUGCCAAGUGUCACUGAAAGUGGCUACAUGUUUCUAUUCUGAAGUUGCCCACUGCCGAUUAAAUCUGUAUGAACUAUUGUUGCACUGUUGUCAAAGAUUAAGACCGUAUAUUGUGAGAAAUCUAAACAUGAACUGUUGAGAUCACAAUAUCAUAUGAGAAAUUAACACAAAUUACGCCGGUCUUAUAAUUGUUUUACGUAACAGUGUACAAUUUGUCAGAACUCUCUAGCUCCAUUUGCUUCCAUUAUGUAAAGUGUAAAAUAAAAAGGACACUUUCUUUUAGCAUCUACAAUAAUCAUAUUUGCAGUGUUCCCAUGUUUACAGAAUAACGCACUGCAAUGCAGGGUUCUAAAGAAACUUUGCAUGUGAACAAUUAAAACUUCCACUUUCAUAUCUGAACUGAAAUUUAUCUCGUGCAAUGAUCUCGCUCGCUGUGAAGAUACAUAUAGCGUGAAAGGAUAAAACCUUGACUGUAAUUGUUUUCCUUCUAGGCUGAAAAAUAUUCCCCGUGCUCUGAAUCUAUUUUUCUACAUAUAAUUGGAUGACUUUGCUUAGUCCCAAGUGAUAUCACCAAAAAAUGGCAAUCACCUCAUGAUUAGAAGUAUAAGUGGCCAGGAUAAGUGAUCCCAUGCUGGAAAUGGUUCACGGCAUGCGUUUUUGUUUUUUAUUAAUGAAUAAAGAGAAUAUAUAUGUAAAUAUUUUGUUUGUACAUACAGUAUAAUGACAUAAGUGUAAAUAACAUAUUUGUACAAAUUAAACGUUUUGUAAAACAUG